Molecule: messenger RNA, 1377 nt
Organism: Rhipicephalus sanguineus (brown dog tick)
Lineage: Eukaryota; Metazoa; Arthropoda; Arachnida; Ixodida; Ixodidae
Product: 14 kDa phosphohistidine phosphatase
Exons: 3
Coding region: 16-657 (213 amino acids)
Biological process (GO): peptidyl-histidine dephosphorylation
Cellular component (GO): cytosol
Molecular function (GO): protein histidine phosphatase activity
Source: RefSeq, a predicted model, not a curated record
UACUCUCCGCGAGCGAUGGUCGUGCCAGAAUCGUGCUUCAUUCACGGCCGAGCGCCGCACGUCCCUUCAAAAAAAUCCCGAGUGUUAUGGUUUCCCGUCGGGUGCUCCCUGGAAGUCCCCGCAUCCGAGUUGCCAAUCUUUAAAGCAGACCUCCCUCCCUGUGAUCCGCGCCCGCCCGCCCGUCGGUGUUUGUUUUUCUCUUCCUACAAAUAUAGCGCAGGGCGUCCUUGCGAGCAGGCGGAAGAGGCCACUGCCAGCUCAAGCGCAUCACAGUGUUGCAGUUUUCCGCCAAUCAUGUCAGCCUUAAGUGGAGUUCCAGAUGUGGCCUUGGAGGUUGGACGCAGCCGGUAUAUACUGCUGAAAGUGUACUUAAAGGAUGACGAAGAAACCUACAAGUACGUCGUCCGUGGCUCUGUACUAGCCGCUAACCAUACAGAGGUGCUCGAGAAGGAGACUGCUGUAUUGAAUGCGGCCGGCCUGGAGUGCGAAUGCCUUGGCGGCGGAUACAUCAUCCACCUCCCAGACACGAAGGAGCUUAAAGUUUACGGCAACUCGCAAACCUACGGGCAAGCGGACCAUGCCAAGACAACGGAGAUACUGAAGAAGCAAUACCCAACUUACAGCUCAGUCACUUGGAGCAACGAUGCCAUUGUGUAACAGUAUGUGUUGAAGCAGGGUGCAAGUUUUGGAUAGUUGGUUGGAAUAUAUUCAGACAGACAGGGAAAAGAAAAUCAACACCCACUGAAGAGUUUUCUCGGUCGCACUGUUGUGUCUAAACGUUCGUACACGAGACUUGCUUCAAACGGACUGCCUUGGUUGUUAACAGUGUUACAAACACAACAUGGUAAAUAAAGUGAGAUCAGCCUAUUGUCUGUGAAUAGAAAAAAAACAUAAGUUUAUUGUACAGAGAUGACAAACAAGAGCCCCAGAGACCCCAAAUGAAAUGAUAGAAACAAUGGCCCUCCUGACCCCACAAUGCCUCAUAAUUCUUCCUUGGCCUUCUUUGCACCAGAACGGUCAAAGCCCUUGAGCUCAUCAGUGGCAUGCUUGGCAAUGUACUUGAUGAAUUCAUCAUGGUCCCGGCCGCCAUCAUACCUCUUCGGGUUCUCUUUGUCAUUCUUUGGUAGCCAGUACAGAGUAGGAAAGCUGAAAAUGAGUGGGCAGAAAUACUUUAACAUGUGCCAAGUGCCCGUCCAACAGCAGUACCAUGAACAGAUAGUGUACUGUACGUGCCAGCAUAUUGCCAAUUACUCACCCUGUGACUUCGAACUUUGAAUGAACGUCAUUGGCAGUGGCGUCCAUCUUGACAAUUUCAACAUCCUCGCCAGCAAGCUGGAAAAGAAUGAGAUCAUUGUAGGCACCAGUUGCUCACUUGAC